AUGGCUCAGUUCGUUCUGCGCGAUAAUAUCUCGCAUGCCGUCCAGGAUAAUAUCUCGCAUGCCGUCCAGGACGACAUCUCGCAUGCUGGUCAGAACGACGUCUCACACGCCGGUCGGGACGGUAUCCCCAACCUGGUACAUUUCGUCUACGUACUCAAAGACCCCAAGGCCGAUUUCGGCUUUCAGUUUAGUGAUUAUUUGUCCAUAUUUGCCGCCAAGCACUAUUGGGCGCCUCAGAAGAUUUAUUUGCACACCAAUGCGUUGGAUGGUUCCAUUACACGCGCAAGAAACGGCCAGGCAGGUAAAUGGAGCCAGCUGAUAUUCCGCAUUCCUGGGGUCGUCGUGAAUAUUGUUGAAGCUCCAACCCGCACGAAUACCGGCACCGAGAUCAUUCACAUGGCGCAUCGAUCGGAUUUCGUAAGGGUCAAGGCAGUACGUGACUUUGGGGGUGUGUAUAUCGACUUCGACGCUCACCCCCUGCGAGAUAUCAAGGUAUUGCGCGAGAGCGGCUUCCGUGCUAUUGGAGGCAGGCAAAAGGAUGGCGAUGUAAUGAGUGGCACUUUUAUGUCGGCAAAAGGCGGCAAGAUGAUCGAGCAAUGGACCGAGCAAAUGCACCCGGCAUUCGACGGAAAAUGGGCAACCCAUAGCAACCAGGUCAUUACCAAGAUUGGGGAAAAACUCAUUGCCGAACCUGGAGAAAUGCUGAUCAUGGAGCGAGCGGCCUUUGGACCUCUCAGUUGGGAAGACAAUGACGUCGCCAAAUUAUACGAUGUCCACAACGAUAUCACGUCGGCCAUCGAAAAUCUCACCCAGGGCGAUCCGCUACCAGUCGUGGAUAACAACCGCCCGACCUGGGCCCGAGAUUGGUCCAGUAGCUAUAUUCUACACGCAUUUAAAGGUUCAAAGAAAGUAUACAACAUCAAGGGUCACAAAGGGAUUACGCCACGAUAUAUACUAGAAAGACAGAGUAACUUUGCGCGCGCAGUAUAUCCUAUUGCAAAUGUAAUGUAUGAAAGAGGACUGAUCAGUUUGAACGAUACCAACACCGGGAAAUGA
Molecule: messenger RNA, 1056 nt
Organism: Drechmeria coniospora
Lineage: Eukaryota; Fungi; Ascomycota; Sordariomycetes; Hypocreales; Ophiocordycipitaceae
Product: glycosyl transferase
Exons: 2
Coding region: 1-1056 (351 amino acids)
Source: RefSeq, a predicted model, not a curated record